AUGAUUUUGGUAAUUUUAUUAUUUGGUGUUGUUUCUGGAUCUUUAUUGAAAAAUGUUCCAAAACGAGAAAUGUUUGACGUCACAAUUGAUCGAAAUCACCCAGAAAAAGUUCUCAAAGAUUUUGAAGAUUUUAUAAUCAAGUAGGCUGAUCUCAAUUGCAUUGUAUAUAUACUUUUUGAAUUCAGGUAUCAGAGAAAUUACACAAGCGCUGCUGAAAAAUCAAGAAGAUUGGGUCAUUUCGCAAGAAAACACAACCGACUUCAAAAACUUCGUCAAAAUGCGAGUUUGGCUGGAACAAAUGUGACAUUUGGUUUGAAUCAUUUUGCAGAUUGGACAAGAGAAGAAUUUGAAGUGAGAUAAUAAAUAAAAUCUAAUUUGAUAACAAAUAAGUACAUUAUAAAAAUUCAGGGAAUGCUGUCUCAUGUUCCUCCACCAAGUGAAAAUGAGAAAUUACCGGAUUAUUCAAAAAUUCACAAUUCAACAAAUAUCAGGUCAAAACGAAGUUCGAUUCCAGAAAACUAUGAUUUGAGAGAAGCAACAAUUAAUGAUGCUCCACUAAUUGGUCGAAUCAAAAAUCAAGGUAAAUUUUUUAAACUGAAAACUGAUAAAUGAAAAAAAUUUACAAUUAAAGGAUCAUGUGGAUGUUGCUGGGCGUUCGCAGUAACUGCAUUAACGGAAACAGUAUACACUCUCAAAAACUAUAAACACAGAGUGAGUGAAAAGUUGGGAAAUUUUUGGAGAGCCUUUGAUUUUUGUAAAAAAAUUCCCUUUAAUUUAUGAAGUGGACACUUUUUACAAAAGUUCUAGGUUUGUUCCUAUGGCUUAAAAUAUAUUCAAACUUCUGAUAAAAUCUUUUACUUUUGAUAAUUCAUUCCAAAUUUUUGAAGAGUUUGUCUGAUCAAGAGAUCUGUGAUUGUGGAAUAAGUGGAAAAACACCUGGAUGUGUUGGAGGUGAUCCACAUUACGGUCUUCGAUAUGCUUCUCAACUUGGACAAACUGCACAAUCUGUUUAUCCAUAUGUUGAUGGAAGAGCAAAUAAAACAGGACAAUGUAGAUUGAAAAAAACAAAAAGAUACCUUGACGAAUAUGAUUUCAAGACUAAAAGUAUUAAUAAACGAGGAGCAGAGAAAAAAAUUAUGGAACAUUUGGUAGAUCAUAAUAUCCCAGUUGCUGUUUGUAAGUUAUUUAAAAAAAAAGAAAAAAAAACUGAAUUCAUGUCACAUUUCAGAUUUCCGAGUCGGAGAAGAUUUUGAAAAUUACGAAUCAGGAAUUCUUGAAUCACAAGGUUGCGAUAAAACAAAAGCACCAAUUUGGCAUUCUGGAGCAAUUGUUGGAUUCGGAACAAGUUAUCGAUCGAGUGGAAGAACUGUUAAAUAUUGGAUUUUGAGAAAUUCUUGGGAUGAUGAUUGGGGAGAGAAAGGAUAUAUUCGAGUUGUUCGAGGAAUUGAUUGGUGUGAUAUUGAAAAAGAUGCUGUAACUGCGGUUUUGAAUAAAAAAUCAUCGAGAUAUGAUUAUGAUUGA
Caenorhabditis angaria is the source of this 1521-nucleotide messenger RNA. Lineage: Eukaryota; Metazoa; Nematoda; Chromadorea; Rhabditida; Rhabditidae. The record is from the annotation of a GenBank genome assembly.